Fopius arisanus is the source of this 702-nucleotide messenger RNA. Its product is annotated as arginine-glutamic acid dipeptide repeats protein. The record is from RefSeq and is a predicted model, not a curated record. The transcript has 2 exons. The coding region runs from base 66 to 608 and encodes 180 amino acids. Lineage: Eukaryota; Metazoa; Arthropoda; Insecta; Hymenoptera; Braconidae.
GUGUGUAAACUGAAAUCCUUUGAGGAAGUUCUACUGUUAUUUCUGUUGACUAUUCACGAUUCAUCAUGAUUUGCAAGAUACUGACGUACGCGAGUUUCAUCGUAGCUGUCAACGCGUACCUGUCCCACCAGCCCCCAGGACCCAUCCCCUCACCCUAUUACGGUCACAAUGGACUGGCUGGACAUUAUGGAUACCAUGGAGGCUAUCUGGGUAAUAAUUAUGGACACGUGCUACCCCAUCCUCAACCCCAUCCUCAACCUUAUCCUCAACCCCAUCCUCAGCCCCAUCCAGCCGUGAAUCCCUGGGUGGUUGCACCAGGAGUUCACGGUGACAACGUGAAUCCUCACAGAUACCUCCACGGUGGACUCAUCAGACAACACGCACCAGUGCAAAAUUAUCCUCAAACAACCGCCCUAGCACCAGCUCAUCAAGUCACCAACAACAACCACAUCGUACCACCAUCAAUUCAAGCUGUGAAUCAACCUGCACCAGUUCGUACGAUAAACUAUCAACAUCGACCAGUCAUUCCUCCAGUUUUCUCCCAUCACACUAGCAUGUUCGAGCAUAAUAAUAAUGCCCACCAGAAUCACGGAAAUUGGGCCUGGUAAAUCCUACGAAUUUACCGUAGUGAUUCUUCACUUAAAUACGUGGUAUCCCAUAGUUUACAAUUGUUAUAAAAUCUAAUAAAUUUUAUUUACUCAA